AUGCUCUUGCCGCUGCUCGUCAGCAUCUCACUGCUUCAGGUAUGCUUUUCUUUUACUUUACUGUAUAGUUUUCUUCGAUUGAGUUUUCUUCGAUUUUUUUCUUCAUAUUUCUUCUCAUCCUUUUUUCCGUACUUUUCUCAUCUCUUCUAGAGAGCUACUUGAAUCGUUCACGGUAACUUGAGAGUCUAGAAGAAAGAAUAGCUAACUGUUCAGCCUUGGCGCCACUUUCCGCAUCUGUCAAGGUCUCAGCACCAUACUGAAAAGUUGAUUCUAAUCUUUUUUUUCGCGUUCUAGCGCAAAAGUCGUUGUCUUGAACCAUAUAAGGCUUUGGGAAGUGAGCGAUUUUCGUUUGUUUUUCAACCAGUCAGAAGGCAUUUUUGGAGAUUUAGCCCGAUUCAAAAUCCUCCGAGGCGUCGGACGUCUAAAAAUAAACACUGUAUGAAUUUUCGGCCCGGAUUUGGAAAUUGUUUGAAUGCGUGAUGUUGACACGUCUAGUAUAGCCGAAUCCCACUUCUAAAAACUCCUAACUGUGCACACGUAGCCACUUGAAACCUGUUUUUCUCCGAGCUCGCUAGUAUUUAUACUUUUUCACCUUGCCCUUGGCCACGCAAUCCAGAUUUUUUGAACUCUUGGAAACAUCGUCAAAUAAGGGCGAAAGACCCACUAUUGAUAUUACUUGAAAGUGUUCAAGAACUGGUUGUGUAGAUAUUUCAAAAGAUCAUUAAUUGCAACUGAAUGGUCUUCUAAAGUAUAUCACAAAAAAAUGACAACAACUUUUGGGAUACACCGGCAGCCGGCAACUUUUUUUUCUUCCCUUAAAGGUGUUGUUCUUACGAGAAAUGUUGAUGUGAACGGUCAAGAAUAGGAGAGAGAAAACUAAAUUGAUGAGCUAACUGAUGCGACCGACAACUUGUAGAACCUUUCUUUCCUUUCGCAACCGCUUUUCUCACAAGCCUACCAGUUUCUCGUUUCGAUAAAACCGAAGCAAAAGUUUAAAAGGAAAAAAAAAUGAUUGGCCGUCUGUAAAGCGGCAACUUUUUUCAUGCGACCCGCUUGAAACGCAAACACAAUAGCGAGGCAUCAGCUGUCAAGCGCUUCAGAAGGAAGCAAAGAAAAUCGUAUGCAUAUUCGUUUUUGGUUGCAGGGAGCGAACGCCUUUGUGCCUCUGUUCACAGCCGAAGAGCUGAGGUACACGUUUGGCGUGCAAAACGUUCAAGAUGGUAGAAAGUUCUUUGUAGAAUACAAAAAGCGAAGCUUUUUUAGUUCCACAACACGAGGAAAUCGACCCGCAGUUUGAGCAAAGUACGAACGGAACGCUCCUCAGAAUAUACUUCAAAGUUUGUGUUUGUUCUUAUUGUUGCGAUGUGACCAUGCUCCAUUUGAACUGAAUUCUUUUUUGAUCUGAAGGUUAACGGUCUCGGAAAUCGGUCACCUACUCAAAAUAAUUCCUAGUCUAUGAAAAAUUUUGGAGCUGUUUGCUAGUCUGAAUAAAAAAACUUAAUAAUUGGGAUAUUUCAUUAAAAUCUUCUAACUGAGAAAGAUUAUUCCUUUCUACAAACUUCACUUUUUUAUGAUGGUUUUUUUCCUUUUUUUUAUAUUAAUCAAGUCCAAAUUUUCAGGCUUUUGAGCGCGAGUAUAACCUCACAUUGGAGCCAACUCUGAACAAAUUGCUUGCUGAAACAGCCACUUUUGUUCACAAGGAUGAAAAGAAAGGAGGUAAGAAACUGGGUGGAAAAACUGCCUGCCACUAGACGCAAGCAAUCAUGGCAUGCCUUGAGUACACUUGACGAUACACACCACAUUAACCUACCUGAAAUGGUUCGGUUAUAGGAAGACUCGGAUUCGGAAGUGACCUGGCCAGUUGCCACUAUCACCAUUACUCGCAGUCAGUCCAUGCAGCCAUUAGCAAUUGCGACGGUCGCGUUGUGAGUUUCCAAAAGUCCUUGAAAAGACUCAAAAAGACAAAAAAAGCACUAAUUGAACCUUUGACUCUCUCUGAGGAACAACCCAUUAGGAAAAUUUAAUCCUUUGCACCCGAAGAUUUUCUUUUAUAGAAAGGAACGGUUAUUGACAAGCACGGCAUUCAUGUCAUUCAUCCUUUCCCGGAGCGUCAUGCGCACCGUUCGCGCCGCAGUACUGGUUUGCCGAAACUGUAAAUUGCGACUACUCCUUUUUUGUGUUCAGAAAAUGGCAUUCACGUGGUGUACAAACGAGAAACUAUCGGGGAUGCCGUACCCAACGACUUCUGCGGAUUGGACAAUGUCGUGACGGAGGAACAACUUAUUGAGGACGACAAUGCCAUUUUUGAAGACGUUUUCGUUUCUGGACAGCGUUUGACGCAAAUCAGCGAUUUGAUUGUGAAUAGAGACUUAAAGACUUGCCGAACUAGAAUAUUUUCAGGUUGAACUGGCCGUUUUUGUUGAUGAGAACCUUUGGAGACACUUCAGCAGCAAAUAUGGUGGAUACGCCGAAAGAAAACUUCAAGAUUAUACCAUGACAUUGCUGAACAACAUCCAGAUUAUGUAUUACCAGCCAACCGCCAGUCCUCCUCUUUCUUUCCGAGUCAUUCGGUACGAAGUCCUGAGAACUCAACCAGUGAGUUCCUAAUCGUUAAUUGAUGAACUUGAAUCCAAGUUUCUCCUUCUAUCUUAAUACUUGCUUGUACUUUUCCCUCAGCGGCAAUGACCGCAACAAUCCGCUAAUUGACCUUCUGUCUGUUGAUUCAAGAUGAAUCCGUUGAGAAAAAGCUUUGCAGGCAGCGCUGGCUGGUCACCUUCAUAGCCACGGGAACGCGCAGUUGUAUCUGGACAGAUUCUGCCGAUAUCAACGCAACUUGGCUGUCCGCGACUGGGAUCACGCCAUCAUGCUAACGGGGUAAAACAACGCUUUCUUAAUGGCUUUUCAAAACAUUGUUUGAAGAAAUCGAAAGUGCCGAGAAUGAAACAAAAAAAGCUUUGUAGGAUGCUAAACUUCACUCUGUAUAUUUUUUAUUGAAAAACAAUUCUCUUACAAAAAAUAUUUUUUUAUGAAAUUUUGUGCCUUAGAAGAACUCUGUUUUUCAUGUUUUGCUCUGAUCAAAACGCUAACAUUAUCAAAAAAAAGAUGCAGAACACUCAUCAAGUCUUUUUUUUAACGGAUAUUUCAUUUUUUAUUUUUUUCCAUUCAUUUCAAAUAAUGAAGAGCCGAAAUCCCAUUUCUUAGAAGUUAACUUCUUAACCCAAAAUUUUCAAAAGUUUUUGCUUCUUCCAGAUACGACAUUCAUCGUGGCGCGGGUUCACGGUCGAUAUCUGGAAUUGCUCGUCUGGACGGCAUGUGCGACCCCUGGAACACGUGCACUCUCGCCGAAGGUCUUGACUUCACGUCGGCAUUCAUCGGAACACAUGAACUCGGUCACAGGUUCUUUUUUUUCGAUUUCAAAUGCCGUCUCAAGGUGUUCACGCUGACUUUUUUCUUUUACCCGAUUAUCAUCAAACGACGCAGUUCUGUUCAGCGUGGGAAUGAGACACGACGAGCCGUACUGUCCGUCGAAACACAUCAUGUCGUCGUCUCUGGGUCCUGGCAAAGUGACUUGGUCGACGUGUUCCUUAAGGGACUACCAUCAGUUUUUGCAGCGGCUUGAGUAAGCCUUUCACUUUGAAUCUACGAUUUUUCUCAUUUUCUCCACAAGUUCCUUUUUAAUUGAGAUGAAUUUGAUCAUAUUGAACUUUUUCAGUGCCCGCGGCAAAAACUGCAUGCGUGUUUCUAAUAUGCCGACAAAACUGCAAAUUUCCGCGACGACAAAACCAGGUCAAAUCUAUGACGCGAAUCUCCAAUGUGAACUCAUGCAUGGUCCCGGCUACCAACAGGUUGAUACUUCAUAGGUUGAUUGUUUCGGUUGGAAAAAAGGAAAUUACUUCGUGAGAAAUCUCGGCCGAUUCGUUUCAAAGUCGUUGAAGAAUAGGACGGGAAAUCAUCGAUUUCAACCUGAGGGUGUCAGAAAAAUGAUCGGAAAGAGAAAAGAAGAGAUGGCGCGCAAGGUCCUGCGGUUUUGAGACGACAAACCACACAAGAGUGGCGAUGGCGCACUUCCGGCCAGCUACGCAUCUCUAGCGGUGAAACGAGACGCUGCAUUGCGAUUUUUCUUCGAAACAUAGAACGCUCGUCGAAGCAGAGAAAUUGGGGGUUCAAGCAAUUGGUCAAUCCGAACCAAUAUAACUUUGUUUGAUGACCCAUUAACUAAGUUAUCUUUUUAGGUUGGUCAAUCUUGAUCCCAUUAGAACUCUCUCCUUCUCUUUUCGAGUUAAUGGUUUUUUAAAAGUUUGAAGGAACAAAGUCAAUUAGGUUCAAGCAAAACCUGAAAAAAGAUUAAGAUUGCAUUGCUUACUGAGAAAAACGUUCUCAUUAAAAAGUGUUAUGGUUCAGGAGAGAAAUAAAUUGUGAAUUUCAAUAAAGAACUGAGAGUAACCUUAAUGGCGCAUAAGUUUCCACGUUUUCAGGUUACUCCGCGACAGGAUUCAUAUGACGGCAUCUGCUACAUGAUGUGGUGCGGACAGUCGUCCUUCGGAAGGAUCAUCACUUCUCAUCCUGCUUUAGAAGGUAAUUCCAGACUCAUUCUUCUGUCUUAUUUUUGUACUCUUGAAAUAAUUCACAGUUUUUUUGUUGAUUUAGAAAGCUUUCAUGAACAAAUUUUAACAACAAUGUCCGUCCUUACAGCUUUUGUUCAACGAAAUUUGAAAAAUUAGGAAAAAAGUGAAAGAAAAAAGAUUUCAUGUUUGGCUUUAUGACGCAUCUCUAAUUGACUUUUUUGUUUUGUGAGUCGUACUGGUGUUUCAUCCGAUUUUUAUUUAUUUGAGACAAAAUCGACCGGUUUUGAAGGUAACGUGGUUAAUUUCUUUCAAAAAAAAGCUUUCUGGACUCACGGGCUGUUUGAUCAUUUUUCAAAAAAGGCGAAAUAGAGUGUUUUUUUCUUUGGGAAGCGUUCCACUAUAAAAAAGUUGAGCCAAUUUUUUCCAAUGUUCAAGGAUUCAAGAGGGACAGCCAAAGCUUUGAAAAAAUUGUUUUCAUGAUUUUUGACGCACUCACGCAUUUUUUUUUGGUAAUAAUCUUCUCUAUAGAACCCGUAACUCAGGAAAAUCAAAAUGCAAAUUUUUCUACGGGCUAAAAUUGUUAUUUGUUCUUCAAUUUCACUUCUGUUUUAGUUUUCACUUAAAAAUUCUUCCAAGAUCUUUGCCAACCAUGUUUUUGCGAUAAAAUGGCUUCACGUUGAAAACCUCGAAAAACACAAAUAUUGAUAGGAACUUUCUGCGGGCCCAACAAGUGGUGUCAACUCGGAAGAUGCAUCCCAUGGUCGGGCGCGUCGGAAGUGACGCCUCCAUCCUUCACGACGCUUGCACCCAUCGCAACUACAGUACCAACGGUAUACGAAAACUGAGGAUACGUGAUAAAUUUUAUAUGUUUUAGAGGGUCGAUGGAGAAUGGUCUACGUGGACUUACACGAACUGCAACCAAUGCUCAUGCCCGAGUAUUGCAGGGGCCGUCGGCUUGUCUAUUUCCAAAAGGUACCUCUUAUCUCUUGAUUUAAAAUCUAAGAAAAUAUUCUUUUAAAACCCGGUUGAAUUGUUGUUUCAGAACUUGCUCGAACCCUUAUCCGGCUAACGGAGGCUCUGACUGUGUUGGAUCCGCAAGCCGUGCUGUUCUUUGCAGUCGACAGUGCAACCAAGCUUCUCAGUCUGUUGAUGACGUAUGUUUCGGCGUUUUUCCUUUCAUGGCCUUUCUUGUUCUCCGUUUUUUGUUUUCUUUGGAUUGCUUAUGCUUGUCUGAAAAGGUCAAAAAACUCUUUUUUUUUCUGAUUUUUUUCCAAAUAAUCCUUACUCUCUUGAACCAGUUUUGCAAUCAGUUAUUUAAAUGAUUUUCUCGAAUUUCUACCCAUUUCCGCUCUGAACUUUUUGAACCGUUUUCAGACUGUUCCCUCAUUGAGUUUUUAUUUUUAUUAUACCUCGUUGUUGCCUCGUUAACGCGGUCAAAAGUCAAACCGGGUCUUAAUUGUUCAAGUUGCGUUAAGCCCCGUUUUUCCGCACUCUAUCAAUGGGUCUCGUGUCCAAUUUCCGUUUGUUUUAAUGUUAACUUCAAAUUUGGAAGAAAAAGGUAUCGUUCUAGACACUGCUAAACCUGUUUGCCCACUCAACAGUUACAUUUUUUCUCAUUGACUUUUUUUUCCAGUACAUCAGCGAGAAGUGUACGGAGCAAAAAAGAGUGAAAAACGACCGCGAACUGACCGGAAGGGGAAGCCAGCUGAACCGGUACCCGCAGCGCGCCUGCAAGGUCUUUCUUUUAUUUACAACUCUGUUCAACUGGUCCUUGAAGAAUCUUGAGAACAAUAUGAGUCGAGAAAUUCUUUCUCGCAAUUUUCCAAAACCAGAGAAAUAUCUGAACAAUAAGGAAAAUAUUAAUGAGGAGAUAGAAAAUUUCAAAACCAUUCUGAAUUUUGAUUUGAAAAAUGAGUUUUCAGAUUUUCUGUGAUGUGCAGCAGCACUACGGUAGCCAGAGAAAUUAUCGCUUCUUUGGAGAUAAUUUGCCAGAUGGCACCAAUUGCGGUUUCGAGCGUUAUUGUUUGGAAGGAGAGUGCUUGGUAAGUAUGAAGAAAAUUGUCUUUUCAUUACACAACUGAGCAGAAAAAUUAACUACAACGAUGAAUUUUCCAGCCAUUGUCUUGCUCAAACAAGGCUCUGAUUGGACGCGACCAAGACUGUCCAGACGAGUCUUGCUCCGUUGCAGACAAGUCCUUCUCUUCAUUCACAGGAACUUGGGCUUCUUGGAGUUUGUGGUCAAGUUGUUCAGUGACGUGCGGUGGUGGCUAUCGAAAAAGGCAAGAAAACCAACAAAAACGUAGAUAAUGAUCGGAUCCAGAUCUCGUUUGUGUUCUGCGCGAGGGCAAUGCGAAGGCGCCGAAACGGAGACGGAAGUUUGUGCUUCAGAAAGUUGCCCGACCGUCAGCGCAAAAAUCAGCGAAUGGAGCUCAUGGACGGAAUGGAACCGAUGUUCAGUUUCUUGUGGUCGAGGCUCACAAGCCAGAUAUCGCAAAUGUCUCAGCCCUCAUCGGACUUUGGCUUUCGACUGUCCUGGUGAGAACGAAGUUCGAGAUGACCUCCGAAUAACAUUCUUCAAAGGUCCGCUUACUAACACUUUAACAAUUUUUACGUUGCUCCUCUGUCUUUUUGUCCGACUAAUCUUUUGUUUUCUUUUUGUUUGUCUGAGUUAUGAGCUUUUUUGUUGAAUUUUCUCAAACACUGUCCGUUCACAUUCAUUUUUCUCUUCUUUUUACCAAAUUGAAGGUCAAAAAUAUUUGUCAUGUAUUGGGGGGGGUUUUAUGAUUUUUUUAAAUAUUGGAGAGAGCAUAUUAGGAAAAAAGGAAUGAUGAAAAGUUUUAAAAUCGGGUUUUUUUCUAUCACAAACUAGAGGGAAUUCAUGUUAAAUUCAAAUUUCUCCCAUGUCUUCUCAAAUUAGUUAUGUAAAAUAUUUUCAAGUUUAUUCUGCUAAUAGAAAAAAUUCAUCACAAUAUGAAAUGCAUUUUUAAAAAAUUCUUUUCCACUCAAAUCAACGUCUAUUCAAAAAGGUGGUUUGCUCAAAACGAUCAAUAUUUUUUUAAAUGUAUGUUCAUUGAAUCUUUAUAUUUGAGUCUUUGUGUGCGUGUUCAACUUAUCUUUACCUUUGUAGUUUUUUUAAAAAUAUAUCUGAAAAUAAAAGCUCUUUUUUUAGACAAAAAAAUAUCGAAGUGAGAGCCUGUGACAACGGGCCAUGCAACGCGGUUGGAGUCUGGGGAAGCUGGGCCGACUGGAGCACUUGCUCGACUUCCUGUGGACCUGGAAUCCUUGUCCGACAAAGAACUUGUAACUUGGUUAGUAACUGAGGAUCACAACAAUAAACAGGAGAAAAUCAAAUUUUCAGGAACCAUGCGACGGUUCGGCUCAUGAGCGACGGUCUUGCAAUGUUGCCACUUGCCAGAACGAUGGAGUUUGGUCUUUGUGGAACGAGUGGAGCGAGUGCAGUCGAGUUUGUGGAAGAGGACUCAGGAGUAGAAGCCGGUUAGAAAAGUCCACCAACAAGUUUUGAAAGGGGAAUUGAAGGUCUUGCUUCGGCAGCGGCUGUUCUGGAGCGAGCAGCGAGCAGCAGUUCUGCAACGAAAAACCUUGUGCUCCAUCGCCUGGAGAUUGGGCUCAAUGGUCGACCUGGUCUCAGUGCUCGGUUUCCUGCGGCGCUGGAGUCAAACGAAGAACUAGAACUUGUAAAUCUGGCAACUGCCCUGGAAACUACAAGGAAUCUGCAAUUUGCAACGAUCGAGAAUGUGAAAAUCGGAACGCCGCUUGGGGAGGUGAGUAAAUGUUUCACUUGCUUUUUUUCCACCUUAAAUUUUUAAUCUAUUUCUCAAAAAGUUUAGAGAAAAACUGCCAGAGCUUCGCGCAACGAGUGAGUGUCUUUUUUAUAAAAAAAAAGUUGCCCUUUGUGUUUUUUCCCACUCUUCAAGUAACGCGUCAUUGAGUAAAGACGCUAAAAAGUUUGACUUUUCCUUGUCCCGAUUCCAGUCCUUUCAUGUUUACCCUCUAUCACGAAUUUCCAAAUCAUGUAAAACGAGAAAUGUUGCAGGUUGGGGCUACUGGUCGUCGUGUAGUGAAACUUGCGGCGACGGGGUCAGGAAAAGAGUUCGGAAGUGCUAUGGCAGCGGCCAAUGCGACGGUGCUCAGUACGAAAAACAAUAUUGUAAUUUAA
Messenger RNA from Caenorhabditis auriculariae, 8742 nucleotides. Lineage: Eukaryota; Metazoa; Nematoda; Chromadorea; Rhabditida; Rhabditidae. The record is from the annotation of a GenBank genome assembly.